AUGGUCGAUUUGCAGGUGCUGUGCGCCCUUGCUCUUGUUGCCGUAGCUGCGGCGGCGCCCCAAGAACAACCCCACCAGAACCCUGUCUACAUCCUGAAGCAGGAUUCAGACGUCAGCCCCGAUGGCUACACCUUUGAUUUCCAGACCAGCGACGGCACGGCGCGCCAGGAGCAGGGCACCUUGAAGCAGAUCAGCGAAGACCACAAGGCCCUGGAAGUGAAGGGGAGCUACCAGUACGUGGCACCGGACGGAGUCGUGUACGCAGUCACGUUCACCGCCGACGAGCACGGCUUCCAGCCCCAAGAGCACGUGGUGCAGCAAGACCAAGGCCAACAGCAACAACAA
Molecule: messenger RNA, 345 nt
Organism: Iphiclides podalirius (scarce swallowtail)
Lineage: Eukaryota; Metazoa; Arthropoda; Insecta; Lepidoptera; Papilionidae
Source: the annotation of a GenBank genome assembly